GAGUCGAGUUGGGCGCUCGAUUUUACCCGAAGCGCCCGUACAGUUUAUUCCAAACUUCGCGCCAUUUUCCUUCAUCCGUUGGCACGCGACAUAUUGGAUUUCAGGAAGUGUCCAUUUCUGAUAUCCAACACGAAUAGAAACGUUACUCAGAAAUUCAAUCUCGUAGUGUUUGUCUUGUUAAGUAAUCAGCGAACCAAAGAUGUUUCUUUCACUGCCUGAACCAUCCGUAGCAAGUGAUCCAGCAGAGGAAUUGUAAAAGAAAACUGUCGACCUAAUAAGAGUGCUGGGUCCGUUGCUCGACGUCCACUACACCGUCUAUUGUACAGACCUCUUGAAUGCUUCCCGUUGCUACCAAUUCAUCGAUCUGCCGGAUACAGCCAACGCUGGAUAAUUGCCUAUUGCAAUUGGAGUGACCAACAAGGUAACCUGGGACAUUUCAACGCCUCGUUCCAGCAUUUUUUUUUUUUGCCGUUGCCGUGGCAACGGUUGAGUGAGAUACAAAAGGAGAUGAAUAUCCCCAUGGCGACGAGAGUUGGUACGAGCGACAGAACUCGAUGUAACGCCGUUUUGUCUGAAGACGUCGCAAGCCGUGACGUCUUCGAAUGGUGGCACUACUCCCGCGGGAUUAGCCGUACAAGAAUGGCAAAGCCAAGCCGCAGACGCCAUCAGCAAGAAGCUGAAACGAGAGCUGGAAGUUUAAACGCGAUCCCGCCGGCAAAGCCACGACAUGUUCUUCACGUCGUCCUUCUACUCUUGACGCUUGUGGCAUGUCGACCGUGUUACGGUCACGAUCCUGAGUUUUUUGACAUGGACAAUGAAGAUGGAACCCAAGACAGCGUUCAACCUCCAGGGCCUUUGGUGCACGUCGUCAGCGUCGUCAAGGGGAAAACGAGUUUACCUUGCGACAUUACAUCAGCCGACGAGGACGACCAGGCCAGUUUGGUUCUCUUUUACAAAGACGGCGCUAGUCAGUCUAUUUACACGUACGACGCUCGAGAUAAAUACGCCAGCCGGCCUCGGCAUUGGUCCGACGAAAACGUGCUGGGCAAACGAGCUUUUUUCAGCAAACUGCAAAGCAAUAGAUCGUCUUCCGGACGACUGAUGAUCGACAACGUCCGCGAAACGGACGCCGGACUCUACCGAUGCCGCGUGGAUUUCAAACGGUCGCCGACUCGCAACAGCCGCGUCAAUCUCACCGUCGUCGUGCCACCGAAGCAGAUGAAGAUCACAAACGAAAAGGGUGUGGAUGUUGGUGAUCUAAUCGGCCCAUUCGACGAAGGAGCGACGUUAAUCUUGGUCUGCAUUGUCACCGGAGGUAAUCCGAUGCCGGAGGUAACGUGGUGGCAAGAAGAGAGGAUGAUCGAUCGUCACGUCGAAGUGCGCCAAUAUUCGGAGAACGGCGUGGCCAGCAAUGUGCUUCAGCUUGAACGGCUAGGACGGUCUGAUUUGCGUACAAAGUUGUCGUGUCACGCGUCCAACAGUCUACUGGCGCAGCCUCCGCUGACCAGAUCCGUUGAAAUCGAACUAAAUCUUAAACCGCUGGACGUCCGUAUUUUGAGCAGUCGCCAACCGCUGUCAUCCGGCAAAAAGUACGAAUUGACCUGUCAGACGACUGGAUCGCGCCCGUCGCCCAAGGUGACGUGGUGGAAAGACGGCCAUCUGCUACGACACUCUCAAGAAACGCAAUAUGACGGCGGCAAUGUUACGCUAAGCCAAUUAGCAGUUCAACUGACCCCUGAGGAUGAUGGCAAAAAACUCGUUUGUCGGGCGGAAAAUCCCGUCCUGGGCGCGGCCUCGGCGAUUGAAGACACUUGGCUUUUCGACGUCUACUAUGUCCCUCGCGUUCGAUUGGAACUGGGACGGAACCUGGAAGGCGAUCACAUCCGCGAAGGGAUCGACGUCUACUUCGACUGUCACGUCACGGCCCGGCCAUCAGCAUUUCGUCUUGUUUGGCGACAUCAGUCAAAAGUUCUACAUCACAACGUCAGCGCGGGCGUAAUUAUCAGCGAAACAAGUCUGGUGUUGCAACGAGUUUCGAGGAGUGCCACCGGUCGUUACACGUGUCACGCAAGCAACGCUGAAGGCGAGGGAUCCAGCGCACCCUUCCACUUGAACGUUGCACACAAACCCGUGUGUCGGCCGGAGCAAAAGAAUUCCUACGGUGGUGCCAAAGGUCUGACAAGUGAAGUGGAAUGUCAUGUCGAUGCCAAACCGGCCACGACGGCAUUUCGUUGGGCCUUCAACGGCUCCGGUGAACUGUUGAACUUGACGUCAGCGCAGCACAGCAUUAGAGAAGGGUCCGUCUCCGUCUUGCGCUACACGCCACGCAAUCACCUGGAUUUCGGGACGCUCCUCUGCUGGGCCACCAAUCCACUGGGCGUCCAAUCGCAGCCGUGUGUUUAUCACUUUUACACAGCCGGUGUUCCCGAUCCGCCGAAGAAUUGCUCCAUCGCUAAUCAGACUUUGUCGUCGUUCGAGAUCGAUUGCAACGAGGGAUACGACGGUGGUAUACCGCAACAUUUCAAAAUGCACGUCUUCGACAUCAAAACGCGGGCGUUGCUGGCCAACUUGACGUCGUCAUCGCCCAGAUUCGCCCUCCACCUGGGUUCGGCCUCCUCGUCCAUACCCCAGUAUUCAAUGCUGGGCAAUGGCGGGACGGGCGAGACUCCAAAGACGCACAGCUGGAAGGCUUCUUCGAAUAAUACCAGUAACGUUAUCACGACCGAUUACGGGAUCCUUAACAACAAGACGGUGAGGCGCCAUAAUGGCACUGUCGGUGGAGUGGCCUUUAUUCCACCGGUGGGGACGCUCCUCGAGGUGACGGCCGUUAACGCGCACGGCGUUAGCGAAUCCGUGCUGAUUGAAGCGACCCAGCAAGCUGUGGUAGCCUUGCUUCCGGCCGGAAUGCAGUCUGGAAGUUUCUCCAAUUUGAGGAUCACGUCGACGCUGGGAAUUUCCAUCGGUGUCGUUGUGAUCGCAGUUUGCGCGAUUUUUAUCCUCGUAGUGGCACUGCGCUUACGUAAGCGUAAGAAAACGCCCGUCCGCCAUAAUCUUGCGGUCGUUACGGGCGACGAUAAAGAUCGGGACAUUCACAGCUAUAACGGCAAUGAUGAAUACCUCGAACUGGGCGCCAAAGAUCCCGAUAUCAUCAGCAAGGACGCUCAAGGAUUAACAAUCGUUUCUCGUCUAACGCACAAUCCGCUAGAAUUGAUGGUCAAUAGCCAGACGUCAUCCAUCUAGCGCUUUGUUGUACCAUACCAUUUGCGAUAGAACAGUCCAGGUUCUUCCGUCGUUUUGAUCAGCUCAGGAAAAAAGUGGUGCCGUGUUAAAACAUUUUUAUUGCGUUGCAAAUUGAUGUCUAUCGUGUAGCACAAUAUCACUGUGCUAGCGCAAAUGAUACGCUUCCGAGUGGAUGGGGGGGGGGGGGGGGGGACAAAACGAUGCAAGCGUGUCCAUUCCCACAUUGAUAGCGUAAUUGUUUGGCCCAUAUAUCCCAAGCCUUAACGCGGGCCGGAGAGCAAACACCUCAAUUGCUCGAUAUGCCCGAGGGUAUAGCGUCAAUGGUGUUGGCAACGUGUACGUUGAUCUCAUCGAGUUGAUCAAACAAAAAAAAAAAAAAAAUUCCAAUAAAUAAAUUCAAUAAAAGAUUCGACAAUGGGAUGGAAAAUUGAGACAAGGACACGACAUCGAAUGACCACCGUUGACAGUCUGAGAAGAAAGUAUGGCGAGCAUCUCAUCAACAUUUACAGAUUAAAACGAGAGCAUUGUACAGGAUUGAUUUUGUUGGUUUUGUUUAUUAUCAAAAAGCAGGCUAUCCUAUUUUAAAGGCUUGAAAGCCUCAUUUAGCCAAUUUUCAAUAAAUGAAAUGUCGAAACGAAUCGAUACAGGCCACAAUAAAACAGUCGGAUAAGUUUAAAUAAA
Molecule: messenger RNA, 3921 nt
Organism: Daphnia carinata
Lineage: Eukaryota; Metazoa; Arthropoda; Branchiopoda; Diplostraca; Daphniidae
Product: nephrin-like
Exons: 19
Coding region: 508-3240 (910 amino acids)
Source: RefSeq, a predicted model, not a curated record